AUGUCAAAACCCAAUGUCCUUGUUAUUGGCUCUGGCGGAGUAGGCACUAUUGCUGCGCUCGCCCUCACGUUAAACAAGAAAGCUAAUGUUACUUUGGUCGUGCGCUCUGCCUAUGAUAAGGCUUCCACGGAGGGUUUCGAGAUCAAGUCGGUGACUUACGGAGAUCUUCAGAACUGGAAGCCUGCUCAUAUCAGCAGAAGUGUUGAAGAUGCUGUCGCUGACAAUGGUCCAUUCGAUUACAUUGUCGUUACUACAAAAAAUAUUCCUGACGGCCCUCUGCCAUGCGAUGAGAUUAUUAAACCGGCUGUGGUGGACGGCGUGAACACUGUCGUACUCAUUCAGAACGGUAUUGGUAUUGAAGAGCCAAUAAUUAAAGCUUAUCCAAACAACCCAGUACUUUCUGGCAUUUCGUUGAUUGGGUCCACCAAUAUCAAUUGCGUUGUGAACAAUCUGCACAAGGAUACAUUGAAGUUGGGUCCGUUCCAUAAUCCUAACAUUUCUGACGACAAAACCAAAGAAAAAGUCAAGGAAUUUGCACUGUUAUACCAAAACGAGAGUGAAGAUGUCAAUAAAGUCAUUAUCGAAGAUAGCGCAUUAAGAUCUAGAUGGGAGAAGUUGGUCUAUAAUAUGGUCUUGAAUACCACAUGUACUGUGGCUGGCUUAGACGUUAAUAGAUGCCAGAUCGGCGGUGCCAACGAGAACAUAUUUAGACCGGCUAUGAACGAAGUCCUAGCUAUUGCCGCUAGUGAGGGUGUUGAUCUCCCUAGUCUGACAAGUGAAUAUUUCAUUCAUAUCGGUGAUGGACUCUUCUAUUCACCUUCCAUGUUGGUAGACUCGAGAAAGAAGCAGCUUUUUGAGUUGGAAGUUAUUUUGGGUAAUCCAUUGAGAACUGCUGCUAAAAAUGGUGUGCCUACACCCGUUCUUUCAACAUUGUACGGUUUGUUAAAGAUGAUUCAAUUGAGAAUCAAGGAGGAAAUUGGUGUUGUUCAGAUAAAUCAGGGUGACUAUAAAGGUUUGAAUAGCGACGACUACCCGACAGCAUUCCAAGAUUUCCAGACUAAGCCUCACAAAGCCUAA
Messenger RNA from Candidozyma haemuli, 1077 nucleotides. RefSeq lists its product as uncharacterized. Gene Ontology annotation, cellular component: cytoplasm. The record is from RefSeq and is a predicted model, not a curated record. Lineage: Eukaryota; Fungi; Ascomycota; Pichiomycetes; Serinales; Metschnikowiaceae. The transcript has a single exon. Gene Ontology annotation, molecular function: oxidoreductase activity. Bases 1 to 1077 code for a protein of 358 amino acids.